GUCGCCGGCCGCCCGCCCUGCAUCGCACGCGCAUCACGUAUAAAAACAGGACUCUAAUUGGAUUCGGACGUUGAGACUUAUGGAAGCAACGUGACAACUAUCAAAAAUGUCAUUUAGAAAUUAUUAUGAUUCAUCGUCUUCGUACAGUAGGAAUCGAGAUACGGCCAGAACAGCCAGUGUAUCUACAGACAGACCAGCAACCGUCACAGCUAAAUACACAACGACACCUUCCUACAAGUCCUCUAGUAUCCCUAUCCUCAAUGAUCGCUCAGCACGCGAAGAAACACCGAUAUCCACAAUCGCCAACCGAUAUGCAAGCUACAGUAAAACUGCGACACCAGAGAAAACGACUUCUAAAUACGAAAAGAAAGAUUAUUCUAAGCUUUCUGUUCCAUCAGUUUCAGCAAAUGUGAACCGAAGUAGAGAUGUUAGCCCCGUCUCAACGACUUCCAAAUACAGUAUCAGUCGAGCUUCACGACACACCAGUCCUGAAAGAAAAACGGCGAAAAGUUACAAAGAAAAAAGCCAAAGCGUAAGUACUGCUGAUCGCGACAAAGACAUUCCAAAUAAGACUGAUAAGUCUACUAAUUACAGUAGUCUAUCGAAUUAUAAACUUUAUCCGCGAACACCGAGUUACUCGAGACCAUCUUCUAGAGUUGACAGUAAACCAGAAGUUACGGUAAACCGAUACGCUAUAGCCAACCGCUUGUCGUCAUCGACCUACUUAAGAAGUCCAACUCCUGUUAAGAGGCCUUCACUGUCUCCUGUCAGUCACUUUGAAGUAAAUAAAAAUGAUCAUGACAAAACGACGAUAUCAAGUUGUGUAUCAGAAGAAAUAAAUGAAAAUCGAAAAGAACAUAGUAAAGGAUGUAACCAAAAUGGAACGGAACUUAUUGUUGAAGAAAACGAUGAAAUUGAAACAAUUUCGGUUAUAACACGACAUACUUCACCUACACCGCCAGGUUCAUCGGCUUAUGUGAGGAUGAGACGAGCAGACAUGGCUAAAACUAUUGAAAAAAUUACUACUCGUUUAAAAAAAAGGCCUCUAAUGGUAGAUAAAGAAAUUCAAUUGGAUAAGCUCGAUGAUCCAACUCGGACGAGCAGAUAUGCUAGUACAAGUAGAACUAGCAUGACUAAUUGGACAUAUUAUUCUCCAAAUGUCAACAGUUACACUGGUUAUGCGGGGAGAUAUUCAACACAGUACUCAAAUUUGCGAGAAAAUUGCAAUAAUGAUAGAAGUAGCCGAAGUCGAAGUAAGGAACCUAUAGAAAAUAAAACUAUCACAACAGGUUCAGAGAACAAAGAGAAAGAAACGGCUUUGACAAACAAUAAUAUAGAAUACAGCGAAGAAAUCAAUAAUGAUCAAAAUAAAGACGGUGCAUCUUCGGAAAUAAUAGUUAAUGUUAAUCUUAAAUUACAAAAAUCUAUAAGUCCACCACCACUACCAACAGCUUCUGAAUCGUCUCCUGAAGUAUUAAAUACAAACAAUCAUCAUUUACCACCUCAACCUCCAAAAUCAGAAAGUGCUGGAAAAAUAAAAAAAAUAAAAAUUCGUAAGUCUAGUACAGACUCUUCUUCCGAUUCAACGCCCACAAAAAAAGUAGUUAAAAAGAGAAGUAAAUCUGUAAGCUCUACUGACUCUGAACAAAAUGGUGAAAAAACUAAGAAACUAAAAGAUCCCACCAAAAUUCCCUCAAAGAAUAUAAGUAAAACACCCUCUAUUACUAACUUACCCAACGGCUGCUCAAAGUUAAAAAGUCCUAAAUCUAGAGAAAGUAAUAGCCCAGAGUCGAGUAUCACACUAUCGACUCAAUCAUCUAUAAGUGAAGAUGAAACAGUAUUAAAGUUAAAAUCAAGUGAUAGUAUAAAAACAAACAAUGAAAAUUAUCCGCCUAUAGAUCAACCAGUUAAACAAAUACAAUUACAGAAAAAUGAAGGUGCGGAAGAAGCCAAAUCAUUUUUAAUACGAGCAUUAGCUCCCGUCACAAAUCUAUUUAAACUUCGACAUCAAGACAAUAGCGACACUAAUCGCCUUUUGGACAGUUCAAAUGUAGAACCAACGAAUAAAGAUAUAAUAAAUAUUAUUAGUGAAAAUGGAUCACAUAAAACCAAAAACAAUACGAGCAACAUUAUAGCUUCGAACGAUGACAAUUUAGUGAAGUUGAAAGCGAUAAGACACAUUGAAUCCGGAGAAAGAGCGUGGUGGUUAGAGUCGGAUUCUGAUCAGAAAAAGAGCAAUGAAAAAGAACGGCGACCAGAAAACACCAACGAAGAAAAAAUCGAUAGUCAAUCAUUACACCCAAAUACAUCGGAGGCAAAGGAUAUGAAGCGGCCAAUCAAAUUAAAUAGUUUUGCGGAUGAUGAGAAGCCUUGGUGGCUAGAUAGUAAUGCAAAUAUACCAGAAGGAAUCGAACGAUUAACUCCACCAAGAAAAUCAUCAAGUGACAGCGACAAAAGUGAUAAAUUUAACUUCUUUAAGAUGCGACAUAUCGAUUCUGGGGAUCGAAAAGAUUGGCGACUAUCUAGUAAUGAAAACAUGCUGAGCAAACAAGAAUCACAAAAUAGCAUAACGUUAAGUAAAUCAGGAUCCGAUCAAAGAAGUUUUCCAAUGAGGCGAAUUCGACACAUCGAGUCUGGUGAACGUCCAUGGUGGUUAUCAAGUGACAAAAACAUUCCGGAGGGUAUUGAAAAAUUACCAACGCCACCUCCACAACAGGAGAGUGACUCCUCAGAUUCGGAAGAAGUCGAGGUUUAUGUACCAUCAAGCCAGAUCCCACCAUUCCCGCUUCAUCUUCCCGAUGACGAGCCACUCGGUGACAGAAGAAGCCCGGAAGGAUUAGAAACUCCGAAUGAGGAUUAUGGAAGAGGCCGCAACUCGCCUUACGAAAAUAAUCGACAGUACAGAAGAGACUCAGCCAAUUUACCGUAUCAAAAAGGCGCUGAGAAAUACAUAUCACGUUAUACGGAUAUCGACGACAUAUUGGGCACUUCGGGCCAGAUUUACAGCCCAUUCAUGGACUCCAUAUUAGCACGCAGAACCGGUCAGAUACCUUUUGACGAUGACGAAUGCGAGGAGAUAGAUCCCACCCAAGUAAGGAUCCACGACAGCACUGCGCAAAUGCCCGUUAUCAAGAAGCUCCGUUGCAGAAGUGAAAUUAUUGACUACCGGGAAGAGGACCAGCUGGACGAUGCAACGCUGCAGGUGUUCAAGGACGGCGACUACGGGCCCUAUUUAGACCUGGAUUCCACUCUCGGGGAACAGGAUGAAGAACUGGAAGGUUUGCAAGACAGUCGCAAAAAUGCGCUGGUCCUUCGCACUCAACUGUCGGUCCGCGUGCACGCCAUCAUUGAGAGAUUACUACACUCCCAGGGGCGGGAGCUGCGACGGGCGUUGUUCACGCUCAAGCAGAUCCUGCAGUCGGACAAGGACCUGGUGCACGAGUUCGUCGCAAACAAGGGCCUCGACUGCCUCAUGCAAGUCGCCACUAUGGCAGAUCACAACUACCUAGACUACAUUCUAAGAGCUCUCGGCCAGAUCCUUCUUUAUGUCGACGGCAUGCACGGCGUCAUGAGUCACAAGCGUUGCGUCCAGUGGCUAUACUCCCUCAUCUCCAGCAAGUUCAGACAUGUCGUCAAAACUGCUCUCAAACUUCUUCUAGUCUUUGUAGAAUACACGGAGAAAAAUUGUCUCAUCCUCAUCGACGCCAUCACCGCCGUAGAUAGUUCCAACAGCAGACAGCCGUGGUUAAACGUAAUGAAAAUCCUUCAAGACUUCGAUGCAUCCGACACGGAACUCCUUAUUUACGCUACAACGCUGAUUAAUCGAUGCCUCAAUAAUGUGCCCGAUAGAGACAUGUACUACGACCAAGUGGACUCCCUGCAGGACCAGGGAAUCGAUGACAUCAUACAGCUGUACAUGUCCAAGCAAGGGACAGACUUAGAUCUCCUAAGGCAAUUGCAAAUAUUCGAAGCUGUGCUUCUGUAUGAAGAUGGUGAUGAAACUGGAACCGCGCUCAAACAACUAGAUGAGUCUGUGAUAACUUCACUGAGGCGAAGAAGUCUAAACCUGAAACCAUCUGAACGACGCAAGUCCAAGAAACUAGAAGUCAAAGAGAAAGCGAAGCCAGUCCAGGUGGAACCAGACAACAUAAUGAGCACACCGCGACCUCAGUACCUGCCAGCCAUUAUCGAUACCAAGGAAAACAAAGAGUUGAGCUCAGUUCUCAAGAGGCGAAGGGACAGGUACGCAAGACAGGCGCAUCACAUUAUACAACAGCAAGAACUGCUGAAUAACUCGAAUGGAAUUUACAAUGGGCUGUUUGAGAAGAACGACCAGUGGACCCCGAAUCGUACCUACAACAAUAACGGAACUUACACAAACACCAAUGGCACAUUCACUAAUUCGAGCUUAAAAUACACCAUAAACGGCACAGUUAAUGGUACCGUCAUAUACAAUUCCAAUGACGUCAAUGGACAAGAGGAGGAGAUGACUUAUACAAACAGAACCAAACCCAGUUACAUACCGGAAGUUCUGAUGAAUGGAAACCAAAGAUACACAACCGGAUUGAAACAGAGGAUCCAGAAUGGGACUUUGGGUCACAGCGUCAACACAACCGAUAUUCUGUCCACGGUGAGGGCCGGACAAGACUUCUCCCCAGACCCAAAAGAUGACAGGGAGAUCCUGCUGAAUCGAGAGCACAGUAUUAAAGACCUUGCUCAGAGGUUGACAAGUCCCCUAACUCCCUCCACGGAAGAGAAGCCUAUAAGGGUCUCCGAAAUGGCAGGAAUCGUAUCGAAAGCCAAAGAAGAAUUAGCCAAAUCAACAUCUAAAGAAAUGAUAAAAAGUCCAGCCAUAGAGAAAAGUACAAAACUACACGAAAUUAAAGUAUCAGAAAAUGAUUUACACUGGGAAGAGUUGAGAAAGGGCUGCAUCAACAGAGAAUUCCACUCGUGUGACCUGGAUUUUUCAGAUCUCAGAUACGAUUCAGAUGAGGAGAUGGAGUCACCAACUUCGAAUGCUAUCCCUCCUCCUCCACCUAACCUAUUGCCCCCUCCUCCACCUAACAUGCUCCCGCCAUUAGGCCUUCCCCCACCUCCACCAAACAAUUUCUUCAGCUUACCCAAAAACUUGCCAAGCAUGACAUCACAAUCAGACAUAUUAAAUGAUUCUAACAGUUCAACGUUAAAGAAGAACAAAAAGACAGUAAAACUUUUCUGGCGGGAAAUUCAAGAGAACCCCGUGCCACCCCCAGCCAGACCCAAAAUAGGGGGAUUCAUUUGGGACGACCUGCCAGAGGUCAGCUUGGAUACUGCGAUGCUAGAACACCUCUUCGAGUCCAGAACCAACGAUUUAAUAAUCAAGGUGAGUUAAAUAGAU
Messenger RNA from Vanessa tameamea, 5377 nucleotides. It is a transcript of the gene Fhos, whose product is annotated as Formin homology 2 domain containing. The transcript has 12 exons. Lineage: Eukaryota; Metazoa; Arthropoda; Insecta; Lepidoptera; Nymphalidae. The record is from RefSeq and is a predicted model, not a curated record. Gene Ontology annotation, cellular component: cytoskeleton; cytoplasm. Bases 107 to 5371 code for a protein of 1754 amino acids. Gene Ontology annotation, molecular function: actin filament binding. Gene Ontology annotation, biological process: cortical actin cytoskeleton organization.